Messenger RNA from Oppiella nova, 774 nucleotides. The record is from the annotation of a GenBank genome assembly. Lineage: Eukaryota; Metazoa; Arthropoda; Arachnida; Sarcoptiformes; Oppiidae.
AUGUGUGAUAAAAACAAAAUCUGCGGUCGAAAUUACGGCGGUCGAAAUUACGGCGGUAUUACAUGCGAGUCGUGUAAAAAGUUUUUCUUUCGAAAUGCGCUCAACAAUAAGACGUUUGUAUGUCCGUCGGGUGGCAGAUGUAAAAUAACCCCGGUCACUAGAAAGUAUUGCCAAAAAUGUCGGAUUGAAAGGUGUUUUAGCAUCGGAAUGAAAAAGGAAUAUUUGAAAACCUAUGAGACUAUAGACAGGGAUGUAGUGGUUGUCGAUAAUGAGACCAAUGAAGACGUGAUACAAAUCAGUGAUAACUCCGUGGACUCGUCGCUGAUAACUGAGUCAAUAAAUGAAUCGCAACUUAAUUGUGAAAAUUAUAGCAAAGAAUUUGAAGGUUUAAAUGAGUUGGAGUGCAAUCGGAUCAGUGAACUCAUGAGGGCAUCCAACGUAUUUCACUCCGGGUUUAGUCAAACUACACCUAUUUAUGCGACCAACAUCCGGGAUGAGUUAAACAAACUAUUUUUGCCCCGAACCGAUCCAUACAUUAAAAGUGUUUUUGAAAGGAUUCACAAAUAUCUGUCCGGAAGACCAGUUGUUACUUAUAAAGGACUGCUGUUUCCAACCUAUUAUGACUCCGAGACCAAACAAUUUACUAUACAUCUUUUGAUGGCGAUUAUCAUUUUUAAUCCCAACCGACCGCAUCUCAUCCAUAGGCAUAAUGUUAAACUGGAGCAACAGUUCCUCAUAUUCCCUAACAACGAACCUAACGGUAUCCCCCCAUAA